GGUUUCACUUCCCCCAGUACCAGUACUCAGUACUCAUCAGCAGCAGCAGAGAUGAGCGUCUACAGCGACGCCUCCGAGGACCUGACAGACGAGCUGGAGACGCUGGGGUGGUACCACUACGACUUGUCCCGCCACGCCGCCGAGGCGCUGCUUCUGUCCAACGGCUCUGAUGGAAGUUACUUACUGAGGAACAGCAACGAAGGCCCGGGCUGCUUCGCCCUGUCCGUCAGGGCGAAGGACUCGGUGAAACACUUCCACGUGAACCGCAGAGAAAACACCUACGUGUUCGGGUUCAACGAGUUCCCGACGCUCCACGACUUCGUCCACCACUUCGCCAACCAGCCCCUGCUGGGCAGCGACGCAGGAACCCUGCUGGUUCUGAAGAACCCGUACCCCUGGAGAGUGGAGGAACCGUCCAUCUACGAGUCUGUCCGGGUCCACACGGCCGUGCAGACGGGCCGGACGGAGACGGACCUGGUGGCCAACGCUCCUUCGCUCGGCACCAAGGAGGGUUACCUGGUGAAGCAGGGAGCGUUUGUGAAGAACUGGAAACAGAGAUGGUUCACGCUCAACCGGAACGAGCUCAAGUACUUCAAGGACAAGACGGGGGCCGAGCCCAUCCGGACCCUGGACCUCAGCGCCUGCUCGGCGGUUCAGUUCGACUACUCCCAGGACCGGGUCAACUGCUUCUGCCUGGUGUUUCCUGAAAGGACCUUCUACUUCUGCGCCAAAUCAGGGGUGGAGGCCGACGAGUGGAUCCGGAUCCUGAGGUGGAAACUGUCCCAGAUGAGGAAGGGUCGAUGACGUCGUCCCUCCAGACCCGUCGACUCCGCCCCCAUGAUGAUGUCAGAGGAGGAGGCGGAGCCUCUCAGGACUUUUUAUUCCCACAAAACUCCCGUUUGUUACUUUAAGAGCAUCUUUAUGAACGUGUUGUAGUCAGAGAUGUGCAGAACCGCCGGGUCAGAACCGCUUGUAAAUACUAAUUAUUUCUAGCGCUACCGCUAACAGGAGCUAACUAGUCCUAAGCCCCGCCCCCAAACCCUGACGAGCCAAUGGCUGUUGAGCAUCAGUUCCUCAGGGAGCAGAACCGGGAACUAUGCAGGUUUAAGAACCGCUGAAGGUCCAGAACUGAGUUUAUGACAGAAAUUAGGUUUAAAUCCAGACAGGGUGGAUGAUAAAGAUUAUAUUUCAUUUUUUAAAUCCAAACACGGAUGUUUUAUUUGGUCUGAGAUGAAUCAAAACACUGAUUUUAACUCUGACGUUCCCAAUAACCAACGAUGAUGCUGGAUGUCGUCACCCGUAACCAUGACAGUCACCUGUAACCAUGACGACAGUAAAACGAGUUUACCUGGAUUACUGACUGGAUCUAGUUUUAGAUUUACUAAAAUCCCUCCAGGAAACGAUUGUUUGUUUGAGUCCAGAUUUUAGUUUUUCUUUACAGUCAGAAACUGUAAACGCUGACAGCGUUAGCAACAGUAACUAAGGGGGCGGGGCUCAGUAAUAUAUACUGAG
Molecule: messenger RNA, 1512 nt
Organism: Cololabis saira (Pacific saury)
Lineage: Eukaryota; Metazoa; Chordata; Actinopteri; Beloniformes; Belonidae
Gene: dapp1
Product: dual adaptor of phosphotyrosine and 3-phosphoinositides
Exons: 9
Coding region: 52-804 (250 amino acids)
Source: RefSeq, a predicted model, not a curated record